Chaetomium strumarium is the source of this 1026-nucleotide messenger RNA. RefSeq lists its product as uncharacterized. The transcript is spliced from 2 exons. NCBI's taxonomy places the organism in Eukaryota, Fungi, Ascomycota, Sordariomycetes, Sordariales, Chaetomiaceae. Bases 1 to 1026 code for a protein of 341 amino acids. The record is from RefSeq and is a predicted model, not a curated record.
AUGGCAACCAACGCGAGAGUGCCAGGUGGCAUCGACCCGAACCAGGUCAUGACAUGCUCCAUUUGUGGCAGUAGCUGCAAAGUCCGCUGCAUGAUCACCCAUAUUAAUGACUUCACAUGCCACAACAAGAACUGCCUCCUGCAUACGGGUUCGGUAUUUCUCGACCCGUUCAAAGGGAAGAUCUCUCCGUGGGAUUCGGACCCUAAGGUGAAGCGGAUCGGGCCAUGCUACGUUCGCCCACCCCGCGAUCAGAAUCGGGAUCGUGGCGAGCCCCGUGGUGCUAACUUUGCUCCAGACUCGGAUCGGGCAGAAGAGCGCGAGAAGCGGGACCGGAAGCAGGACCGACGCCGUGAUGCCUCGGUCCCGCGCGGCCGGGAUCAUCGUGGUGAUCAUCGUGGUGAGGACCGCCCUCCCCGUGCCGAUCGUUCGAGAGCAUCAACACCGCCUCGUCGCCGCAGUCCCUCUGCCAGGGGCCAUGAGCGCAGGGGAACAUCAUCGCCCCUUGCUGACCGUGGCCGCGACCGAGACCGCGCUCGUCGGGUACCUCCUUUCCGCGAGGGUGGUACGUUCCAAAGAGACCCCUUCGAUGACGAUUUCUUCAAGCGCAGCCGCGACCGCAUGGAUAGGUCCUUCUACGGCGAUGAUCCGUUCGCUGAUGACUUCUUCCAGCAUCACCACCCCAACGGUCCCCGUCCCAUGCGGGAUCGUUAUCGUCCUGAUCCGGACUCGUUCGGGGCCGCCGACUACAUGGACCGCUUGGCGGACAGGUUUGAAAGGGGCUUCGGCAUCCGGGACGACCAGUUCGGCGCCGGCCAGUCUCCGUUUGGCCGCACAGCAAUGCCAGGGGGUGGUGACCGGAGAGAGCGCGGGCCGUAUCCAGGCGGACCUACGCGGACAAGCCGGCCUGACCCGUACCACCGUCCCCAGGAGCACCAGGGCCGGAAUCGUGGUCAAACCGGCGGCCAGCGCACACGGCGGACCCGGGAGGAGCCAUUCCGGUACGAGUGGCCCGAGUCCAAUGCAUAA